Messenger RNA from Betta splendens (Siamese fighting fish), 4607 nucleotides. It is a transcript of the gene btbd9, whose product is annotated as BTB (POZ) domain containing 9. The record is from RefSeq and is a predicted model, not a curated record. Bases 1484 to 3316 code for a protein of 610 amino acids. NCBI's taxonomy places the organism in Eukaryota, Metazoa, Chordata, Actinopteri, Anabantiformes, Osphronemidae. The transcript has 15 exons. Gene Ontology annotation, molecular function: protein binding. Gene Ontology annotation, biological process: adult locomotory behavior; circadian behavior; modulation of chemical synaptic transmission.
GAGAAAAAACAAAGAUGUCGGAGCCUCAUCAUCUGCAGCGACUCGUUCUGCUCUGGAACCAACAGCCAACAUGGCGGAUCCUGAGGGCUCAGGCGCCUACGCGUCCGUCUGCUUUAAGACCAGCCAGACUAAAUGCCAGGCUGAUGAGGAAGAGCCCGUUUCCUACGCGUCCGUCAACUUCACUAAGAAGAACAAGGCUAAAGCUGAGGUUUGUACUAAAGCUGAUGAUAAUGGAGGAGAUCCAGUGACCUACAGCACCGUGAAAGCUCCCCCUGCUGAUCCCAGCAGCCUGUACGCCAGCAUCAAGUAACCACGGCAACAGUGUCCUCAGGUCCUUUAUCAGCUCAUCAAACACAUGUCGUCACGUUCAACAGCUGAGCUGCAACAAAUCACUGAGAAUCGUUUGUGAAGAGACAGGUAGAGAGGAUGAACAUCACCUGUAGGUGACGUGUGAGAGGCUUCAACAGCGGAGCAGAGUGAAUGUACAUAAAGGUUAAGAUCCUUUAUUUAUGUGUUUGAAUUAGAAAUGAUUUUAUUUUGUUUAGCUUGAUGCUGCUGGUCUGUAUAAAUCAUGCUAGAAUAAGACGCUUUGUUAAAAAUCACUUGUAGUCCUCUUGUACUUUUCUAAUUUAGCAACUUCAUUGCUCUAUUGUACAAAACAAUUUAGCUCUUUAAGGUGGAGAUUUAAGAAUAUUUAUAUUUUCUUGGUUUAAGUUUAAAAAGUGCCAAAAGUAAACGUGAUUGAACACCUCCUGAUGUUUGUGAACCACGUGGGUGUAUUUUUGACGUGGGUGAGCUAUUGUAGAUUGUUUUACAUUUAUUUUACAUUUUAUUUUAUUUUAUAUUGUUAUACAACUGUUUAUCAGGUUGCCUAAUGUUGCUGAUUCAUUUUAUUACAUAAACCAUUUAUAAAAAAAAAGCAACCACAGGAUACACUAAAUCAUCACUAAAUCAUCGUUCUAAAGGAAGUUUAGAGAUUUUUCAAUAGCAUUCAGAUAAUUUGACUUUGACUUCAAAUUUGGAAUCUAUUUAGUCAGUACUGGACUGAAUUCAGCACCUUGACUGAAUCUAGAUUUACUUUAUUUUACUUCUAAAAUGAUGCAUUUUGAUUUAGAAUAGAAUACAUUCAUUGUCCCGCAAUGGGGAAAUUACCAUCAUUUGCAUUUUUGAUAUUUUGAUUUGUAGUUUGUAUAGUUAUAUUACACCUGACAGAUCUGUGUUUUGUUGUAAAUACUGCUUAAAUAUUUUUAUAUAUAUUUGCCGUAUGACGCAUCUUUUAUUGUGAAAAAACAUUUCAAACGGAAAUAUUUUGGCUGUGACCGGGAAGUGGUUUUCUUUGACAUAAAAAUGGAGGAAUUGUGAAUUUGUAGAAUUUUCUUUCACAUUAAAUUAAAAAUAACAACAGUUGCAGACUUAGCGUCGUCUUUAUUGAUAUAAGGGAGUGAAUGAGCCCAGCUCGAUGUGACCGUGGCAGCCGUCGACCAUGAGUAACAGCCACCCUCUGCGUCCCCUGGCCUCCGUGUCGGAGAUCGACCACAUCCACCUGCUGUCGGAGCAGCUGGGAGCGCUGGUCCUCGGAGAGGAGUACAGCGAUGUCACCUUCAUUGUGGAGGGAAAGCGUUUCCCUGCGCACCGGGUCAUCCUGGCGGCGCGAUGUCACUACUUCAGGGCUUUGCUCUAUGGUGGAAUGAAGGAGUCCCACCCCCAGGCAGAGGUGUGUCUGGAGGAGACGCGGGCCGAGGCCUUCUCUAUGCUGCUACACUACCUGUACACGGGCCGGGCCAGCCUCAGCUCUGCCCGGGAGGAGGUGCUGCUGGACUUCCUUGGCCUGGCUCAUCGCUACGGCCUACAGCCACUGGAGGACUCCACCUCUGAGUUCCUGCGCACCAUCCUGCACACGAGCAACGUCUGCCUGGUGUUCGACGUGGCCAGUCUCUACUCUCUGAGUGUUCUCAGCGCAGCCUGCUGUUCCUUCAUGGACAGACACGCACCUGAGGUGUUGAACUCGGAUGGAUUCCUUCUGCUUUCCAAGACUGCUCUGCUGACUGUGGUCCAGCGAGACUCAUUUGCUGCCACUGAGAAAGAGAUCUUUCUGGCCCUGUGUCGCUGGUGUCGGCAGCAUGGGGAGGGGCCUGAGACGCAGGAAGUGAUGACAGCGGUGCGGCUCCCACUCAUGACCCUGACGGAGAUGCUGAACGUGGUGCGUCCGUCCGGCCUGGUGAGCCCAGAUGACCUGCUGGAUGCCAUCAAGACCCGCUCUGAGAGCCGCAACAUGGACCUCAACUACCGCGGAAUGCUCAUCCCAGAGGAGAACAUCGCUACCAUGAAGUAUGGAGCUCAGGUGGUGAAAGGGGAGCUGAAGUCUGCACUGCUGGAUGGAGACACCCAGAACUAUGACCUAGAUCACGGCUUCUCUAGACAUCCCAUCGAGGAGGAUGGUAGAGCUGGAAUCCAGGUCAAACUAGGGCAACCGUCCAUUAUCAACCACGUCCGCCUGCUGCUGUGGGACAGAGACAGUCGAUCGUACUCCUACUACAUUGAGGUGUCUAUGGAUGAGCUGGACUGGGUUCGUGUUGUGGAUCAUUCCAAGUACCUGUGCCGCUCUUGGCAGAAUCUGUACUUCACAGCUCGAGUUUGCAGGUACAUUCGCAUUGUGGGAACACACAACACAGUCAACAAGGUCUUUCACCUCGUGGCGUUUGAGUGCAUGUUCACCAGCACCCCCGCAGUCCUUGAGAACGGACUCGUGGUGCCCAGUCAGAAUGUGGCGACCAUCGGCUGCUGUGCCAGUGUCAUUGAGGGUGUGAGCCGUAGCAGAAAUGCCUUGCUCAACGGUGACACGCGCAACUAUGACUGGGACUCCGGUUACACCUGCCAUCAGCUCGGCUCUGGAGCCAUUGUCAUCCAGCUGGCUCAGCCCUUUUCCAUUGGCUCCUUAAGGCUGCUGCUGUGGGACUGUGACGAUCGCUCGUACAGUUAUUACAUCGAGGUCUCCACCAAUCAGCAGCAGUGGACGAAGGUGGUUGACCACACCAGGAUGGCGUGUCGAUCAUGGCAAACUUUGAAGUUUGAUAAUCAUCCUGCCUCUUUCAUCCGUAUUGUUGGGACUCACAACACCGCCAAUGAGGUGUUCCACUGUGUCCACUUCGAAUGUCCGGCCCAGCUGGACACACAGGUCACUGAAGGCAGUCCAGGUCUGGACGCGUCCGAUUCUGGAGCCACGUCUCAGCAGCCGCGACCCCAAAGAGCGUCGCACACGCACGGCCUGCUGCCCUCACAGCCCUCCUCCUCCUCGUCCUCUCAGUCCCACCAUUAAGAGAGACCUCGCCCGUGGUUUGGGAAGACACCAGAAUGCCAUUUUGCACAGCCUUCAUCAUCCAGACUCUACCGCUAAAAUGCUGCUAAAGGCGAUUGUCUCAUUGUCAAAACCCUGUGUCCUUCUGUCACAAGUGCAACAUUACAGACGGGCGUGUUUGUGGGAGCAGCAUUUGGGCCUUCAAUCGUCUCAGUUCUGAAAUGAAAGUGAGCUGUUCCAUCCAUUGGCUUAUCUAUUUUGGUAAAGGUACUUUUUAGCUACUAAAACUCGAGUCAAACCACCAAGGUUAAAUCUUUACUUCUCCAAAGACGAAGCUCACACUGAAAUGUGGUUCUACUCCACCAAAGAAGUGAAGAGCGUGUGGGAGGAAGUUUCUACCUGAAUUUUACGAGUCAAUAUUUCAAUGAGACGUAGAUAUUUUUUUAAGAAACCGACUCUGCUCACUUUUCAUACCAUCAAGCUACUGUAACAGAGUCACGGGUGAAUAUUUUUCAAAGUUUAAAAUUAAAUGCGUCAAACGUUUGCCAAAGCUGAGGAGCUAACCCAUUCUUUGGCAUUUGUAUGCAAACAGAACAUAAUCUAAUUAUGCAUUUGCAUAUUCUAAAGCUGGUGACACACUUUCAGACCCAGUAAACCAAACAGUCUUCAUCUGGUUUUGAUAGACACAAGUCAUACCUCAAGGAGAACGUCACUAAACUAAACCUAGAUUUAAGUAAGUGUCUUGAUUUCGUAUUAGAAGCACUUGAAUAGUUUAGCAUAAGUGAUGAGGUUAUUUAAAAGUCGGACUGAGAGACUGGGACCAAACUGUAUGCACUAACGCUGCUGGAAGAAAGGUUCCAUCCAGUCCACACGUGAGCAGCUACUUUGGCACUUUAUUUAAGUCUAGGAUAAAUAAAGGUUGCAGCUUGCGUCUCCUGACUGAAGUUCAGUACUGUAGUGUUAGAUUUGGUAACGUCAUGUUUGUAUGUUGAAAUACUUUAAAAGCUUGGAUUUGUUACACUUGAGUAGUUUUCCAGGUUUUAAGCUCAGCUGUCGCUGCUCUGUGGUUUGUUUCUGUUCUGUCCUGGUGUUGCACUUUGGAAAUGUCUGUCUUUAAAACCCAGUGUUUGACCCGACUCCUCCAGCGACCACUGAUGUUUGUCUGAGCCUUGUUUAGUCCUGUUCCUUUACAUUUUAGGAGUCCAUCCUUUAGGUGGAGCUUUGUUUAGGUCAUUUAGGAAACACUCAGCUUUGUGUAUGUGUAUAAUUUAACUUAAUAUAAAUAUAUAUAUAUAUAAUUUGUGACCACUGA